Messenger RNA from Penicillium arizonense, 1041 nucleotides. RefSeq names its product putative nicotinamide N-methyltransferase. The coding region runs from base 1 to 1041 and encodes 346 amino acids. NCBI's taxonomy places the organism in Eukaryota, Fungi, Ascomycota, Eurotiomycetes, Eurotiales, Aspergillaceae. Gene Ontology annotation, molecular function: protein-lysine N-methyltransferase activity. The record is from RefSeq and is a predicted model, not a curated record. Gene Ontology annotation, biological process: peptidyl-lysine dimethylation. The transcript has 2 exons.
AUGCUCAAUUCCCGCCUACGGCCCCUCCCCCGCCGCAACUAUCCCACCACCAUAAAUGAAGGUCCAGCCCCGGCCCCAGACUUCGAAAACAAAAAUGAGCUAGAAGAAGAAGAAGACCAAGAAGAUCUCUUCAGCGCCUUCCUCCCUCACCUUUUCCCAGACGAUGCCCCAGCCUUCCACGGCGACCCAGGCCAACAUCUCCUCUACUCCUCCCCCCGCUAUGGCAACCUGGAUAUCAUGGUCCCUUCCUACCCAAGCUCAAGCGAGAAGCGUUCCGAAGAAAUCGCCGCGGGUCUAAAGAAGGAGGAUGGGACCGUGAACCAGGUUGACAAGGGCCGGAAGCUAUUUGCGCAUUUCCUCUGGAGUGCAGCUAUGGUUGUUGCGGAGGGAGUCGAGGAGGCCGAUAUGCCAAUUGUGGAAGGGGAGAUAGAGAGUGAGGCUAGGAGGGAAGCGAGGGAGAUUUGGGGAGUUCGCGGGGAGAGUGUUCUUGAAUUGGGUGCUGGCGCUGCCCUCCCAUCAGUAAUCUGCGCCCUAGCAUCCGCCAAAACUGUCGCCGCAACGGACCACCCCUCCAGCCCAGCCCUAAGCGGCGCAAUCACCUUCAACACAAAGCACAACCUAUCAAACCGGACUCCAGCUGUAUCCACAAACAUAAGCAUGCACCCGCACGAAUGGGGUGUGUUGACAGACGCCUUCUCAGCCGCAAACAAAGGAACCUUCAGCCGGAUCAUUGCAGCGGAUUGUUUCUGGAUGCCUGAGCAGCACGAGAACCUAACUCGCACUAUGCAGUGGUUCCUCUCGCCUGGUGGUAAGGUGUGGGUUGUUGCGGGCUUCCACACUGGGCGUGAGAUUGUGGCGCGGUUCUUUGAGACGGUCGUUCGUGGGGGUUUCGUUGUCGAGAGGAUUUUUGAGAGGGAUACUGUUGAGCGGUUGGAGGAUGGGGGUGAGAUUAGGCGCGAGUGGAUGCCUGUGAGGGAGGAGGAGGGACCUGAUAAUCGGAAGAGAUGGUGUGUUGUUGCUGUUUUGCGGAGGGGGGAGUAG